AUGGAUACUAAAAAUAGCAUAACAAAAUCAGAGAAUACAUUAGAAAAGCCAAAUGUAUCUGUACCACUUUUGACGAGUGAUGAAGCAAAGCAAGCUUUAGGAAAAAUGAGUGAAGAAGAUCCAGUGUCUUCAAGAGUUGAAUUAAGAACAUACAAAAUUCGUUGGAUAGUUCUUCUUUCAGUUGCUUUGGCAAACCUUACUAAUACAUAUAGUUGGAUUUGUUUUGCAUCAAUUAACACUGUUACAAAUCAAUAUUAUGGUAAUAAUUAUGCCGAUGCUGUUCUUUCUGGGCUUUUUAUUGCCACAACAAUACCAUUUGGAUUGAUUGCCAUUCCUUUAUCCGAUAAAGUUGGAUUGAAAAAUUCAAUUUGGAUAGCAAAUGCAUGUAAUGGUAUAGGAAAUCUUAUUAGAAUGGCAUCAUGUUAUAUGGGAGAGUACAAGGCUUAUGGUGCAUAUUUUGGUACCUCCUUAGCUGCUAUUGCAUAUCCAUGGAUUAUGUUUACACCACCUAAAGUUUCCUCUGUAUGGUUUCCAUCUAACCAACGCGCUCUUGCAACAACAAUAGGUAUUAUGGCAAAUCCAUUGGGAGUUAUGCUUGCUAACAUUAUAUCACCAGCUGUUGUUUCCGUUCCUGAAGAUGUCAAAACAACAAUAUUUAUUGGUGGAGUACCAGCAGUUCUUGGAAUGUUAAUAACAUUUAUCUUUGUUCAUAAAAAUGCUCCUUUACUUCCACCUUCAGUUACUUCUAUUAAAAAAGAAAUGCCAUAUUUGAAAGGAAUGAAGGAAGCUUUUACAAAUGUACAAUAUCUUGUUAUUAUUUUUAUUUUGGGAGGUGGUAUAGGAAUGUUUAAUACUCUUUAUAUAAAAAUAAAUGAUCUUCUCUGCUCAAGUGGAUAUAGACCAGCAUUUUCUGGUGCAUGUGCUGCAUUAAUGGUAACUGGUGGAGUUUUUGGAUCUGUAGCAUCAGGAAUAUUUGUUGAUAGAACCAAGAAAUUUGCAUUAACAAUGAAAGUAGCAAUGCUUGGAGCUAUUAUUUUUGGACUUUCAUUUGUCUUUACUGCUUAUUUCCCAGGAAUGACUUAUGUUUUAAUAAUUACUGCAAUUUUGUUUGGUUUCUGUGGUUUAUCAGCAUAUCCAAAUGGUUUAGAACUUGCUGCUGAAUGUACAUAUCCUGUAUCUGAAGGUAUUUCUUCUGGAUAUAUUGUUAUUAUGGGUCAAAUAUUUACACUUAUCAUUGGAAAAGGUAUUGAUAUAUUCUCUAAAAGGGCCACUGGUCUACGAGCAGAUGAAUAUCAAGUUUGUUAUGAAAAAAGUGUCGUUAAUGAUAAAUACUUUGCAAAAGACUUCUUUUAUUCUAAUUUUUAUAUUGCUGGACUUGGUAUUCUUUUUGUCUUAGUUACAUUUAUAUUUUUAAAACCUGUUCUUAAGCGUACCUUGGCAGACAAGAGAAUGGGAGAAGAAAUUGAUAUGCCAACCAAAAACACUUAA
Molecule: messenger RNA, 1488 nt
Organism: Strongyloides ratti
Lineage: Eukaryota; Metazoa; Nematoda; Chromadorea; Rhabditida; Strongyloididae
Product: Major facilitator superfamily and Major facilitator superfamily domain, general substrate transporter-containing protein
Exons: 2
Coding region: 1-1488 (495 amino acids)
Biological process (GO): transmembrane transport
Cellular component (GO): membrane
Molecular function (GO): transmembrane transporter activity
Source: RefSeq, a predicted model, not a curated record